AUGAAGCCCUCGGCGUCUCUCUUGGUGGAUGUUCUCGACGGCGACAGACCUCUUUCUCUGUGUCUCUCCUCAAAUCGAAAGCGUAGGAGAAGGGAAGCUGUUAUGGGCAUUGUACCUCUUGAGGGAUCCAUUCUUCACCAAGUACAGAAGAUGGAUGGAUCAAAGAGACAUAACGAAGGUUCAUCGGACAAAGAAGGAGAUUUCAUCUUUGAAGGCUUUGGUAACUUUACAGACGGUGUUUCACCUCCGGCGGCGCAAGUUCCUUUCUUAGGUGGUCAUGGUACCCAAGAUGAAAACAUUGGUGAAGACACACCUGGAAAAUGUAAAGAACGAAGGACGUGGACGCCCAGUGAUGAUGUUUUGCUCAUCAGCUCGUGGUUGAAUACGAGCAAAGACCUCGUUGUGGGCAAUGAGCAAAGGUCGUCAGCUUUCUGCACCAGAAUUGCUGCUUACUACUUGGCUAGUCCUAAGGUAGCUGGGUGUGAAAAAAGAGAGCUAGCUCACUCUGCCAACAGAGAGAGAACUAGCGGGCAAAACGAGAAUGAUAUUCUCAAGCACGCUCAUGAGAUCUUCUUCAACAACUAUAACAAGAAGUUCACCCUUGAACAUGCUUGGAAAGAGCUGCGGCAUGACCAGAAGUGGUGUGACCUUACAACGGCUAAAACAAAUGGAAGCUCUAAGAGGAGGAAAUGUGAAGACGGUUCACAUACAGCAAGCUCUCAAGCCAUUGGCACCGAAACUGGUAAAGAUGAUCAAGUCACCAAUCGACCCACAGGUGUUAAGGCAGCUAAAGCCCGUGGUAAGAGGAUGAUGGUGGAGGGGAAGGACUUGGCUGAAUUUCAAAGCUUGUGGAGCAUAAAGAAGGAGGAUUUAGCAAUGAAAGAAAAACUGUCGAAAAUGAGGCUUCUAGAGAGUCUAAUUGCUAAACAACAACUUGAUGAGUAUGAGGAAAGGUUGAAGAAAAAACUCAUUACUGAGUUACUGUCAAAUUAG
Brassica oleracea var. oleracea is the source of this 993-nucleotide messenger RNA. RefSeq names its product glutathione S-transferase T3-like. The transcript is spliced from 5 exons. The coding region runs from base 1 to 993 and encodes 330 amino acids. The record is from RefSeq and is a predicted model, not a curated record. Lineage: Eukaryota; Viridiplantae; Streptophyta; Magnoliopsida; Brassicales; Brassicaceae.